Messenger RNA from Mesorhabditis spiculigera, 2199 nucleotides. NCBI's taxonomy places the organism in Eukaryota, Metazoa, Nematoda, Chromadorea, Rhabditida, Rhabditidae. The record is from the annotation of a GenBank genome assembly.
AUGCAAGUUUCUAUAGCAAACGACACGAAGCUCUACAAUCUUAGCUAUGGAAAAUCAGUGCCAGAGUGGUUAUCUUCACGUCAACGUCGAGAACUAUCAAAAAAGAAUCUUGACUAUCGACGUCGUAUCCAACUUAUCCAGAACUUUGAAAUGCCCGACGUGGCCAAUUGCAUGUCUAUCAGUAAGGAUAGGAGAUAUAUCUUUGCUGCCGGCACCUACAAGCCCUUCCUAAAAUGCUACGACGUCGAGCAAAUGUCGGAAAAAUUUGCGCGAGGGAUCGACGAGGAGAUAAUCAAGAUUCUGAAUUUGACAGACGACUUUCAGAAGUUCGUACUAUUGGAGCAACAGCGAUGGGUAGAGAUGCACUAUCCGCGUGGUCGCUACUUCCGGUUGCGUAUCCCGAAAUAUGGACGCGAUAUGGGCUUCAUCAACGAGCGCAGUGAGCUCGUGAUUUCGGCUAGCGGUGAUGAGGUCUAUCGGCUAAAUCUGGAACAAGGCGAAUUCCUGGAGCCUUAUCGAUUGCAAGGCGGAAGCGGAACAGCAUUGGCGGUUGCCGAAUGGCAUCAAUUAAUGUCGGUCGGCACUACUGAAGGAACGGUGGAAUGCUGGGAUCAUCGUGACAAGUCUCGCGCCGGUGUCCUCGAGCUGAGGCAGGGAUUGGCUGAUGAAAUCAGGGGAACUUCGGCAGUGACGGCUCUAACAUUCCGGGAUCCGCUGUGUUUUGGCGUCGGGACGGCCAGUGGCCACGUUUUGCUCUACGACAUCCGCUCGUCUCGCCCGCUGUUGGUCAAGGACUCUCAGAACGAGCUGCCGAUCAGACGCAUCGAAUUUGUUCGGCGCGAAGAAGACGAUCUCGUGCUCUCGAUGGACAACCGCGCUCUGAAAAUUUGGGAAGAACGAAAUGGACGGGCGGUGACGGCCAUCGAACCGGAAGCGCCGAUUAACGACUUUGUGCGCUAUCCGGAUUCGGGCUUGAUUUUUAUGGCUGCAGAAAGCUCGAAGAUGUUGCAAUAUUUCGCGCCGCUUCUCGGACCAGCUCCGAAAUGGUGCUCCUUCCUCGAGGCCAUCACCGAGGAAUUGGAAGAAAGCGAAAAGACGGCAGUUUACGACGACUACAAAUUUGUCACCGAGGCCCAGUUGGACGAGCUCGGCCUCAAGCAUCUUAUUGGAUCUCCGUUGCUUAGAGCGUACAUGCACGGCUACUUUAUCGACAUCCGGCUGUACAACAAGGCCAAGACGAAGGCCCAACCGUUCGCUUUUGACAACUACAAGAAACGAAAGAUCACUGAGGCUGUUGAAAAUGAGCGCGAGGCUGGCGCUGUCGGCGUCAAGUUGAGGAAGGUCGAGCCGCGCGUCAAAUUCAACAAGGAACUGGCUGAAAAACUGACUUCUGAUGCCUCGGCGCUGCAGAGCAAGAAGAAGGUCGUCAAGGAGAAGGCUUUGGCCGCUUCUGAACUGCUCGGUGAUGAUCGAUUCACGAAGCUGUUCGAGAGCGAGGACUUCCAGGUGGAUGAGUCUAGCGAGGUGUUCCAACGUAUGGCCGCUUGGAUGAAGAAGCGCGACGAGAUCAAGCGAGGUCGGAAGGACGAGCCGUCGGAUGUGGAAGAAGACGAAGAAAGUGAUCAUGAACCUCAAACCGACUACAUGGCCGGCGCCAGCGACGACGACGCUUCAAAUGACGGGCGCGCGCUUCAGAAUGGAAAUGACGAUGAGGGUGACGAGGAAGAUGCCGAGAGCAGCGACGAGGAGGACGACGAUCAGCAGCAGGAAAGGGAGCAGCAGAAGAAGGCCGAGAUGAACCGCAAGAAACGGGAGGCCGAGGCGCGCCGCCUCAGCCAGCUGCGCGAGGAGCAGGAAGCGAAGAAGGCCAACCGGCCCACGAAGUUCAAGCUGUACUCGUUGGAGCCGGGCGAGGGCACCGACCGAUUCGUGAAGGGAAUGGGCGCCGAGGAUGAGAAGACGAUCAACAUGGCCAAGCGGCGCGCCACGCUGAAGAAGGAGGGCGCCCUGCUGCAAGUCGAGGAGGCGCCGUUCGGUGGUAGGAGCGUCACAUUCACCACCACCGUGAAGACGAACGAGCCCCGCCGGGUCGACCAGAAGCUCGAAGAGCACAAGAAGGAGCGCAAGGAGGUGCGCCGCGCGGCCACCAAGCUCUCCCGGGCCCUCGACCGGAAGCACGGCGCGUGGAGGAAACAGAAA